This is a messenger RNA of Didymodactylos carnosus, 375 nucleotides long. Lineage: Eukaryota; Metazoa; Rotifera; Eurotatoria; Philodinida; Philodinidae. The record is from the annotation of a GenBank genome assembly.
AUGAUUAACCAUCGACCUCAUUUACGUUCGAUUCUGUUAAUUGUGCAAGACUUAUUAUCUGAUAAUGAUCGUCGCCGCCUUCAUUUUUCAUUCGGUGCUACGAUUUCAAGACGUUUAAGAGAUAAUACAUCAUUAGAUGGAACAUUAAAUAUACUGGAAACUCUUUUUGAUAUGAAUAUCAUUUCUGAACAUGAUUCUACGUACUUAAUUGGUAAAUUUCAAGAAAUAAACUGUUAUAAUGCUGCUGAACGACUGAAAGUAAAACUUCAAGAAUGCUGGAAUCCAGAAGGUAUAGCCGUGGCUGGCACUGGUCUUUCUGAACAUAACAUCUAUGACUUAAAUACACCGAUGGAUAUCUUAAUCGAUGAUAAAGAC